Messenger RNA from Daphnia pulicaria, 1027 nucleotides. RefSeq lists its product as uncharacterized. The record is from RefSeq and is a predicted model, not a curated record. The transcript has 3 exons. The coding region runs from base 155 to 1027 and encodes 290 amino acids. NCBI's taxonomy places the organism in Eukaryota, Metazoa, Arthropoda, Branchiopoda, Diplostraca, Daphniidae.
AAAACUUCACAUUGCUUUCUUGAAUCACAUGUAAACAACUCAUGUGAAAAACCUAACAUAUGCUGCUGUCAACAGCCAGUGAUUUAUCGCUGUAAGGAUUUUCUCUGAUGCAUGAUUCUUUAGCGCUGAUUAAAUAGAUGCUCGGCAAUCAGCAAUGAGAAGAAAACAGAGAACCAUUGUCAGUGAGAGACAACUGCGCAACAGAAUCAGGAAAGAUGCCGCUCACCUUGAAGCGGAAGGAGCACUAAUUCACGGCUCAAUAACACCACCUCUUCAACCGACAUCGUUAGUCGAGAGUGAAGAAGAAGAACUUGGCGCAUCAUUUCACGAUUCACCGCCACCUCCUCACGAUUUUCCUGACUCAUCUCUUCAAAAAACAGUCGAUCUUCACCUUCUCACAGACUGCGAUUCCCAAUAUGAUAGUAGUCAAGAUUCAUACGACUCCUACGAAUAUGGAAGUGAUCCCGAAGGGGAACCUGAAGGAGGAGACCGUAGAGAAGAUUGGGAUUUUGGAGAAUGGGAAGACGAAUAUUUAUUACCACCCGCAGUGACAGAACAGGAACAGUUGAUCCGAGACUUGGCUGCUUGGACAGUUUACUGCAACAUACCACGGACGCAUGUUAACAAGCUGCUGGUGAUUCUCCAAAAACAUCCUAGUUACGAGUCUAUCCCUAAAGACUACCGCACUCUUCUCAAGUCCGUACGCAACGUUCCAGUAAAGUUAGUCGAUCCUGGUUCAUAUUUUCAUUUUGGAAUUGCCAAGGGUUUGUCACGGUCACUCCGAACUUUAGGACGUGAUAUGGGUUCUGACAUAAAGAUUUUUGUGAACAUUGAUGGUAUACCUAUCGCGAAAAGUGGCAGCAGUCAGUUUUGGCCUAUAUUAGGGAAGAUUGCUUGGGUGAAAAGAUCUAAGCCUUUUAUCAUCGGUGUUUAUUGGGGACCAAAGAAACCCAUAGAUGUCAAUAUCUAUCUCGCGGAUUUCGUAGAAGAGGCUACGCUGUUGGAGGUCACAGGCUUUUAUUUGUGA